GCGCUUCUUGCGCACUUCCUGCGCGCCACCGCGUGUUUGCGGCAUGGCGGGGGAGACGCAGUGCCUCAGAUACGCGGGCUGCAACUUCCUGCGGCAGCGCCUUGUGCUGGCUACGCUCAGCGGGCGGCCCCUUAAGAUUCGUAAGAUCCGCGCCAAGGAGGAGGAUCCCGGGCUCCGCGAUUUCGAAGCCAGUUUUAUUCGCCUGAUAGACAAAGUGACCAAUGGUUCUCGGAUUGAAAUAAACCAGACAGGUACUACCCUGUAUUAUCAGCCUGGUCUUCUGUAUGGCGGCUCAUUGGAACAUGACUGCAGCCCCACUCGUGGUAUUGGCUACUAUUUGGAAAGUCUGCUCUGCUUGGCACCUUUCAUGAAGCAUCCAUUGAAGAUUGUCCUGAGGGGAGUAACAAAUGACCAAGUAGAUCCUUCGGUUGAUGUCCUUAAGGCAACAGCUAUACCCCUACUGAAGAAGUUUGGCAUUGAUGGUAAAAGUCUGGAAAUCAAGAUCAACCGGAGAGGAAUGCCUCCCAAAGGGGGUGGAGAAAUAGUGUUUGCUUGCCCAGUGAGAAGGGUUUUGCAGCCUAUUCAGUUUACAGACCCAGGCAAAAUCAAGCGCAUCAGAGGAACUGCAUAUUCUGUCAGAGUGUCACCACAAAUGGCAAACAGAAUAGUGGAAUCUGCAAGGAGCAUCCUGAAUAAAUUCCUUCCCGACAUUUAUAUCUACACGGAUCAUAUGAAAGGGGUCAGCUCUGGAAAAUCACCAGGUUUUGGCCUGUGCCUUGUAGCAGAAACCAUCAAUGGCAGUGUUCUCAGUGCUGAGUUAGCCUCAAACCCUCAGGGGCAGGGAGCAGCUGUGCUUCCUGAGGAACUUGGCCAGAAUUGUGCUAAACUGCUGCUUGAGGAGGUCUACAGGGGAGGCUGUGUAGAUUCAACAAAUCAGAGCCUUGCUCUGCUCCUCAUGACCCUUGGACAACGAGAUGUUUCCAAAGUCCUGUUAGGACCUCUGUCUCCAUACACAAUUGAAUUUCUGCGACACUUGAGAAACUUCUUCCAGAUCAUGUUUAAAAUUGAAACAAAGUCCCCUGAGGAAGAGUACAUGGGUGGGGAGAAAGUCUUAAUGACAUGUGUUGGCAUUGGAUUUUCCAACCUUAGCAAAACUAUAAGAUAAGAAACAGCUGCAGACUUGGUGAAAUGGGGUGACAGAAAAUGCUGUGAAGAUCUGAUAAAGCCUGCCUUUCCUUGUGCUUAUCCUGGCACAGGGAAACUAGUGGUGAUUCCAGUGCAGAGGUACCCAAGCUUGCUGCAUGUAAACAGUGAAGCUGACUUUAGACUAUUUAGACUUGUGCUGUUUAUGUAUGCAGUGCCAGUAUUCUGUGCUACAUGGAAUGGAUGGCUAGAGUCUCAGCUGGCUUGGGACUCUUUGCACUGUAUUCCAGUGAAUGGGACAUAAGUGCCUGUAACGUCCCUGUGCCCUCAAGUCUUAAUGCAGGGGUGUUCUAGUUCUGUGUAUCUACAGACUUCGCUCUUAGCUUUUUCUGAAAGGUUUAGAUGAAGAGGGAAAAUUAAGAUUGACCAAAACAAGCUUUGCAGUGCAAAACAAAUGAUCACAACAGAAACAAUAGAUUCUUGAGGUAAUUGUAAAGGUGAUAUUGUCAUGGAAAUAAAAGUAAAGGGGUGACAGUAACAUUUGUUUAUACAUUGCAUGUGUAUAGAAUUUGUCAAAUACUUCACCCCUGCUUUCAUUGACUGAAUUAUGUCCCCAUCUGUGGCAGGGUGGUAGGGUUGGAGCUAGAUAAUCUUUAAGGUCCUUUACACCCAAACCAUUCUGUGAUAAAUUACAGUUUCAUGGGAAGAAAAAAAAAAACAACAACCCUGUCUUUUAGUUUUCCUUCAUGUUAGAAUUCUGCAGAAGAGAUCACAGCCUAUACUGACUUGCUAAGUUGGUACAGGUUGUGCCUUUACUGCAUCCUCUGCAAAGAUAGGCAUGAGAGGAGAAACCUUGAAGAUGUUUGUCUUGCUGUGUAUAUUCUUUUUAGGUUUGUUUGGCAUGCCACACACUGCAGUUCAUAACUAGUUGUGAAAGGCAGUAAAAGAAGCUGGAGGCUCUGAGGGAGAAAAACACGUUGUGCCAUCACAUCUUGUGCAGCUGCUCUGUUAUGAAACAGGGUAUUGGAUUGACAGGUGCAAAAAGUUUCUACCAGGAUAUAAGUAUUUACCGAAGAAAGACUUCUGGUAGAUUCCAGGCAAACCUGCUGAAUUUAAUGCUGAACUCCUGACACAAGGAGAGAAAUCUGUACUUGACUUUGAACUACACUCAAUGUGUCUGGGGUAAAAUAAAGCCAUGUCAAAACCUGGUA
This is a messenger RNA of Neopsephotus bourkii (Bourke's parrot), 2354 nucleotides long. It is a transcript of the gene RCL1, whose product is annotated as RNA terminal phosphate cyclase like 1. The record is from RefSeq and is a predicted model, not a curated record. The transcript is spliced from 9 exons. Gene Ontology annotation, cellular component: nucleolus. Bases 44 to 1165 code for a protein of 373 amino acids. Gene Ontology annotation, molecular function: RNA endonuclease activity. Gene Ontology annotation, biological process: ribosome biogenesis; endonucleolytic cleavage of tricistronic rRNA transcript (SSU-rRNA, 5.8S rRNA, LSU-rRNA). NCBI's taxonomy places the organism in Eukaryota, Metazoa, Chordata, Aves, Psittaciformes, Psittacidae.